Molecule: messenger RNA, 714 nt
Organism: Annulohypoxylon maeteangense
Lineage: Eukaryota; Fungi; Ascomycota; Sordariomycetes; Xylariales; Hypoxylaceae
Product: haloacid dehalogenase
Exons: 2
Coding region: 1-714 (237 amino acids)
Molecular function (GO): hydrolase activity, acting on halide bonds, in C-halide compounds
Source: RefSeq, a predicted model, not a curated record
AUGGCGCCUAAGACGAUUAUCGCAUUUGAUCUUUACGGGACUCUAUUGUCCACCGAAUCGAUCGCCGACGAGCUAGCAAAGAUUUACGGCCAAGAUCAGGCAAAGUCUUUAGCUGCGUUAUGGCGACGGUAUCAGCUGGAAUACACGUGGCGGAUUAACAGCAUGGGAGAAUACAAAACAUUCGGCGAGAUAACACGAAAUGCUCUACAUCACGCCGUAGCGGAACAUGGUCUCACGCUAGCUCCGGAAAACACAGAUGCUCUCAUGAGAUCGUAUGAUGCGUUACACGUCUUUCCAGAAAUACCUUCCGCGUUGAAGCUUCUGGAAGAAAAUGGCGAUUCGGUCGAAGCUUACGUCUUCUCAAACGGCACCGGAGAGAUGGUGGGAAACUCGAUCAAAACAUCGCCGGAUCUAGGACCUCACUCUGGAAGAUUCAAAUCGCUAAUCACCGUUGAUGAUAUCAAGUGUUUUAAGCCGGACAGGAGAAGCUAUAACCAUCUUCUCGAACAUGUCGGAAAACAAGAGGACAAGGGUGACGUCUGGCUUGUAAGCGCCAAUCCAUUUGAUAUCGUCGGCGCGAGGGCCGCAGGGUUGAAAGCGAGUUUCAUCGAUAGAUCCGGCAAAGGUUGGAUAGAUCGGUUAGAUGAGAAGCGUGCCCCGUCAGUGAUAGCAUCAGGUGUCGACGAAGCGAUCAAGUUGAUUUUGAACUAUUAA